This is a messenger RNA of Oryzias latipes (Japanese medaka), 3875 nucleotides long. RefSeq names its product ventricular zone expressed PH domain-containing 1 (gene veph1). The record is from RefSeq and is a predicted model, not a curated record. Gene Ontology annotation, cellular component: plasma membrane. NCBI's taxonomy places the organism in Eukaryota, Metazoa, Chordata, Actinopteri, Beloniformes, Adrianichthyidae. Gene Ontology annotation, molecular function: phosphatidylinositol-5-phosphate binding. Gene Ontology annotation, biological process: regulation of signal transduction.
UGCUGGGUGUCCGUUUCCACCUGUUGCCCUGUACUUUAGUCCACCGCAGGGUGGCGCGCUUCCAAUGUCAGACAGGAAAGGACGGCUAUAAUAAGACCCGCUGUUUCGGGGCAUCUGCUGCGGUGCUCGGAUGCUCUGUGUGACUAUGAGCCGCUGCGGAGAGCAGUUUGGAGGCGGCGUGACGUUCCCUGCCCGCUCGACGUCCAGAAGUGGGACAUAAAUGACUCAAUAUCAGCUUGACUGAGAGGACUCUGAACCUGGAUCAAGAUGCACCAGCUGUUCAGCCAGGUGCUGAACCAGAGGGAUCUGUCCAGAGCAGGAGAUCUGUUCUCUCUAGAGGACUCUGACAUUGAGGAUUGCCUGUCUCAAGCUCUGGACCAGAUAAAGAACAUCUCCUGCUCACCGGACUACCUGACCAAUGACAAUGACCAAGCUGUGGUGGAGAUUUGCAUAACUCGCAUCACAACAGCCAUCAGGGAGACAGGCUCUGUGGAGCGACACAGCACUGCUCUGGUGGGACUGUGGGAGUCGUGUUUGGAGCAUAACCUCACCCCUCAAGGAGAAAACACAGAGGACACGCCGCAUGCAAAGAUAGCCUCUGACAUCACCAGCUGUAUACUGCAGAACUACAGCAGUCCCUCGGUCAUGGUGCUGGCUGUUCCGGUGGCGGUACGCUUCCUGCAGAGGGGCAACCGAGAGCUGAGCAGGAACAUGUCCAGCUAUCUCUCCCUUGCUGCCAUCGCCAAGGCGGAUCUGCUGGCUGAACACACUGAGGCCAUCGCGGUCAGUGUGCUUGAAGGAAACUACAUGCUGCUGCGAGUACUGCCCUCAGUCUACCCCAAAAGACCAGAGACCAUCCACCGUUACCUUGGUGACCUGACAGCAGUGAUGCCACAGCUGGAGCCCCCGGAACAACAGCACCUCAUUCGACUCAUUCAGGUGGUUGCAGAGCAACAUCCCAUCAUGUUGAGCAUGCACGUGCCUGCGCUGGUUAAUUACCUGAGCCUUCCCUGUCUGAGUGAGGCUCUGCUGGGGGCUCUGGUGGAGGUGUCCCAGGCCUGCCCCUCCUCACUGGUCAGCUUCCUUCCAGCCCUGAGAACGCUGGGACAGCGGUCCUCCGCUUACCUCGCAAAUGUCGCCAAAAUCCACGGAGCUGUAGGGAUCAUCAGUGAGAGUCAUGCUCACAGCUCUCUGCUCUACCUGGUGUGUCUUCUGGGGAGCAUGGAGCACAGCUUUCACCACACCCUGCUACUGGAGAUCAGGGCACUGACUGACCGAUACCCAUCUCUGCUGGGGGGCUGCGGGAAAGACAUCUACAGGAUGAGCAACUCAUUCACUGCAAUAGCCAAGCAGCUGGGAAGACGACUCGAGGACAGGACGGCUGCUGACUGCAGGCUGGAUGAGGCAUGUCUGUCUCCCUCUGCAUCUCAUUCUGCUGCUGGCGGAGCAGGAGGAGACAUUUUAGAGCAGAGGUUACAGGUGGAGAUCCAAAACGAGGAAGACAACUUGGCAGAGUUGGAGAAGGAGGUGUUGGCGGACUCCCCUGCUCCUCAGCGGCACUACAGCCUGAGCCAAGCUGUCAAAGAGGAGAGAAGAGAGAUGAGGUUUAACAGAUCAAAGAGCCUGGCUCUUCAUGAAGUUUGUUCACGCUCCAUAAACUCAGACGCUGGGGAGGACGGUGAAGGGGUGGAGUUCAGCACAGAAACAUCUAACCCUUUGCCCUGUCGACCCUCUGAAAACCAGGAAGUAUCUCCUACCGGGAGGAAACAGACAGGUGAUGGCGCCCCACCUGCUGCUGCUGCUGCUCAGUCCCACAAAGAAGCAGAGAAGUGUCAAAACGGAGAAGUAGAUGCAGAGCAGGUGGAAACGGAUAAACUCUUCCUCCAUUUAAGAGACAAUAUGGAGACAAUCAGAGAGUUCUGCAAAGACAUGGUGCAGCAGGUCCCCACACCUGACCAGUGUGUGAUUGAAGACUCCAGCGGAGGCUGCGUGGCAAAGCUGUCCUUCUCCUGCCCUCUCAAGGGCCACUACUGCCUCUACGCCAAAUCCAGCUUCCACCUGACCAGCCGACAACCCCACCUGUGGAUUCACAUCAUGCUGCUGCAUCUGCAGAGUAAAUCCAGCGUCCCUCUGUGCACCAGAGACGAGUCUAUUCAACAACUGGCCGCUCUUUGGGAGAAGACGCAGCUUAAGGGCUCCCACAGCUUCCUCAUGGCCAUGACCCAGCACAGCACCCCACACAGGAAGGAGCUGGAGAACCUUCAGAUCCAGCUGGAGGAGGUCCGAUUCUUUGACCUGUUUGGUUACAGGGAAGACCAGCGGAGCUGGCUCUGCUUCAUGUGCAACAACCCAGAGAAGGCCACAGUUGUGAACCAGGAAGGUCAACCUCUCAUUGAGGGGAAGCUGAAGGAGAAGCAGGUCCGCUGGAAGUUCAUCAAGCGCUGGAAGACCCACUACUUCACCCUGGCGGGAAAUCAGCUGCUUUUCCGCCGGGGCAAAUCGAAGGACGAGCUGGAGGAUUUUCCUAUUGAGCUGAGCAAAGUGCAGAGUGUCAAGGUGGUCACAAAAAAGCGCAGGGAUCGGGGUUUGCCGCGGGCCUUCGAGAUCUUCACCGACAGCAAGACGUACGUGCUGAAGGCGCAGGACGAGAAGCACACAGAGGAGUGGCUGCAGUGCAUCAAUGUGGCCGUGGCUCAGGCCAAAGAGAGGGAGAACAGAGAGGCUACCACCUACCUGUGAGAGCCACGUCCACACAGGUAGUUCCUCCCCUUUGUGGUGCUCAACAACGAUGGAGCAGGAUUGUUUAAACCAAGCAACAAUCCUGAAGAGAUGCAGGUUGGAAACCAAGACUCUGGAUGGACGAGCCCAACAAGUAUCAAGGGUUUUCAGUAUCUAUGCAGCAGAGAUCGGCGUUACAGUCGGCAAGGUUCACUAGACGGUCAAACUGAGUAAAUGGGAGUUUGUUUUUCUCGGAUUUCCACACAAACAGAAGCAGCAAAUGUUCAAACCUGGCAUUGACAACAACAGCUGAAAUCUUGGAAGGAUGAGAUCUGUUUCUGUAGAACCCAUGAUUUUGGUCGGUUUAAGAGAAACAAAAAUAAGUUUUGUGAUGAUCAGAUAAGGAGGGGCACUUUGUUUAGUUUUUAGGAGGAAAGCUUGUAAAGAAAUCUUUUAGUGCAACAGAAGGGAUUUUAUCUUCGUUACCGAGAGUUGGGGUGUAUUGACACUGGGAAAGUCAGUUGGUCCUGACCAGGUCUGCUUAAUUUGAUCCGGAUCAAUUCCUGAAGCUUGUAAACAAAACCACUUGACUAAAGAUCUCUUUAGUCAUUGGCCAGGAUUUAUGAGGGCGGGGCAAAGCAACCAGGGAAAAAUGAAUGGAAGUUCUGCGCUCUGCAGCCCUUGUCGGGAUAGUUCACUUGUUCAAACUGUACAUCUCACAGACUGAUUUUGACCCCAAGUACAACCCUCUUUAUUGCUUCUUUGGUUCAGUAGAAGAAUGCUGCAAGGAGGCCGAUAAGGGUCACUGAAAGGGUUUAUGACACAUAGAUUGUUGGGAAAACCGUGUGAAAAGCAAUGUUUGUCACGUUAAAAGUCGUUUUAAUGAGCCUGCAUUGAUCCGACCACAUUUCAAUGAGUCGCUGUCUCAAAGUUGUUCCACAUUUGUCUCCUGCUCAUGCUUUCUGCCUUCCUACCCUGUUUACGUUCCACAAUGCCCGGCUACGGUGGCCGGUUUGGUUCAGUUGUUCCGCUCUGAGCACGGAACAUAUUCAGACAGAGGAAUCUCAGAGCGAACCGAAGCUCAGUCCGAUUGGAAACAACCAAAGACCACCUCCAAAGAUGGGUCAGAGAGCGGUUCCUGGUCCCGGACCAGGGUC